CUCUCUCUCUCUCUAUAUAUAUUUAGCCAUGGAUGAGUCAUUCUACCUAUCAAUGUCCGUUUUCAAAGGAUAUUACUAAAUCUAAAAGAUUACUCAUUUUGCUAAUUGCUUUAUUGAUAUUGGUACAUUUCUUUGAGAAAAUAUAUACACUUCUUGGAGAAGAUAAGAGAAAGAAAGUGGUUACAUUGGAAGAGAAUUUGAACCUAUCUACAGAGACAAAGAUGUUGGGAAUUUUUACGAAAAAGUUGGUUAAUCCACCUCAAGAGCUUAAUAGUCCAGCUCCAUUGAAUUCAUCCAAUAAGUCUAAACUUCCUCAUGAAAUCCUUCAUGAUUUCACAUCAUUCAAUCCUUCCAAUGCUUUCUCCUUGAACUUUGGAAAUGAUGCUAUUCUAGCUUAUUCCCCUUCAAACAAUACCUCCAAACAUCAUGGGUUAUUUUGUGGUUUGGAUAACAUAUAUUGUGCUUUCAUGGGUAGCUUGAACAACCUGAGUAAGCUAAUAAAGCAAUAUGGGCUAUCAAAGGGAACCAAUGAGGCAAAUUUCAUCAUUGAAGCUUAUAGGACACUUCGUGACAGGGGUCCAUUCCCUGCAGAUCAAGUCCUCAAAGAACUUGAUGGUAGUUUUGGAUUUAUCAUCUAUGAUGACAAAGAUGGAACUGUUUUUGUUGCAUCAGAUCGUAAUGGACAAAUUGACCUUUUCUGGGGUAUUGCAGCUGAUGGUUCUGUUGUUAUUUCUGAGAAUUUGGAGCUUAUUAAAGCAAGCUGUUCUAAGUCAUUUGCACCAUUCCCUACUGGGUGCAUGUUUCAUAGCGAGCAUGGUCUAACUAGUUAUGAGCAUCCAAGUAAGAAGUUGAAGGCAGUGGCAACGAUUGAUAGUGAGGGAGCUAUGUGUGGGGCCAACUUCUGUGUUGACUCCCAAACAAGGAAGCCACCAAUGAUGCCACGUAAUGGAAGUGAAGCCAAUUUGUGCACUUGGGGUACACAAGCCUGACUCAUCUAAUCAUGAUACUAUGAUCCAAUUCAUGGCAACAAAAAUUUAUAUAACCAUUUUUCUUUUCUUCUUCAUUUAUUCUAAGAGCGACAUAAUUUAGAGGAGACAAUCCUUUGUUAUUACUAGUACUUUCAGGAUUGCUCACUUUUUUCCCUUUUUCCUGUUGGCUUAAUUGACUACUUUGUUGUAUAUAUGAUACUGAUUGGAAGUUCAAUAUGACCUAGGUCAUUUGCUACAUUAAUAACAAGAAGAUUAAGUUUUGAA
Medicago truncatula (barrel medic) is the source of this 1253-nucleotide messenger RNA. RefSeq lists its product as uncharacterized. The transcript has 5 exons. Bases 33 to 989 code for a protein of 318 amino acids. NCBI's taxonomy places the organism in Eukaryota, Viridiplantae, Streptophyta, Magnoliopsida, Fabales, Fabaceae. The record is from RefSeq and is a predicted model, not a curated record.